UUCAUCUCAGAUUCUCAUUUCGUUCAUCUCACACUCAAAAAACACUUUCCCCUUUAUUCUCGCUUUCUCUCUCUCUCUCUCUCUCUAGAAAAUUCCGAUGGCGCCCAAGGCAGAGAAGAAGCCAGCGGAGAAGAAGCCAGCGGAGGAGAAGAAGACCGCGGCGGCCGAGAAGGCCCCGGCGGAGAAGAAGCCCAAGGCCGGGAAGAAACUCCCCAAGGACGCCUCCGCCGCGGCGGCCGGAGACAAGAAGAAGAAGAGGUCGAAGAAGAGCGUGGAGACGUACAAGAUCUACAUCUUCAAGGUGCUGAAGCAGGUGCACCCCGACAUCGGGAUCUCGAGCAAGGCCAUGGGGAUCAUGAACAGCUUCAUCAACGAUAUCUUCGAGAAGCUCGCCCAGGAGGCGUCGAGGCUGGCGAGGUACAACAAGAAGCCGACGAUUACGUCCAGGGAGAUCCAGACGGCUGUGAGGCUUGUGCUGCCUGGGGAGUUGGCGAAGCACGCUGUUUCUGAGGGGACGAAGGCUGUGACUAAGUUUACUAGCUCUUGAAUUGGGUUCUAGGGUUAGGGUUUCAUUGCAACUAGUGAUGCUGUGUCUGUUUUGUGUUUUUUGGGUUGUUGGUAUGGAAGUAGAUGGUUUCAUGUAAGUACUGGCGCUUUGUUCUGAAAUGAAAUUGCCUUUAUCGUCUUA
This is a messenger RNA of Rhododendron vialii, 688 nucleotides long. RefSeq names its product histone H2B.3-like. The record is from RefSeq and is a predicted model, not a curated record. Gene Ontology annotation, biological process: nucleosome assembly. The transcript has a single exon. NCBI's taxonomy places the organism in Eukaryota, Viridiplantae, Streptophyta, Magnoliopsida, Ericales, Ericaceae. Gene Ontology annotation, cellular component: nucleosome. Bases 98 to 547 code for a protein of 149 amino acids. Gene Ontology annotation, molecular function: structural constituent of chromatin; DNA binding; protein heterodimerization activity.